UUGUCUGUAUUCAGUCCAGUCCAAGAUGGCGUCGAACGCGUUCUUGAUCGCUGGACUUCUUUCAGUAUUUUCUCUUCUUACACUCAAAGAAAUCAUGUUCCCCAGCCAGGCACAAGCCCAAGACCCUAGCAGUGUAACUAAUAUGAAAAGAGCCGCCAUGUUUACCGGGCCUACUGUUCGUGUUUUGUACUGCUACUCCUGAGGCUAUCAGAGGGUGUUUGAGGAGUACGCCCAAUUCCUCAGACAAAACUUCCCUCACCUUAACGUGGAGGGGAGUAACUACCCUCCCCCCCGUCCCCGUCAGAUCCUGGCAUCAGUGAUCAGCAUGGCAAAGCUUAUCGCUAUCGGCAUUAUUAUGCUAGGUGAACAAGUCAGAUUGUUUGAGAACCUAAAUAUCACUCCCCCAGAGAUCUACACAUGGGCUGUCAACAACAAGAUGUAUUCCUGUAUCCUCAUUUUCUUUCUAAGUAACAUGAUUGAAGGGCAGCUCAUAUCAACUGGAGCAUUUGAAGUGUCAUUUAACGAUAUGCCAGUAUGGUCCAAGCUUCAAGCUGGUAGACUACCCUCUCCAAAUGAGCUCCACCAGAUUGUUGAGAACCAGAUGAAAUUUACCAGUGCUGCCCAAUAGAUCAUCCCUAGUUUCCUGUGUCUGCUGAGUAUAUGAUUGCUGUGGCUGAAAGUGGGACUUGCCGCAAACCAUGGCUGGAUGACUAUCAGUGGGGAUGGGGGACUAGAAAUGAGUAAAGGGCUGCAAAGGACUCACUAAAUCUACUGUACAGAUAAAGAAUUUUGUUAGAAUGAACAGUGCCUUCAAAAGACUUUGCAAUACUUUGCCUGAGGUGUUAAUUCUAUACCUAAGGUAUGUGUAUAUAAUAUGCUUAAAAUUCAGUGUGCUUAUCGCAAGCCUUAGCCUGAGAAAAAUCGUCUUUGCCACUUUUUAUAUUUUAAAUUAUUAUCAUUCAGUAUUUUAAGUUUCAACGAUAUCUCUCCACAAAAUAAAGAAGUGUGUUCAAAUAACAUCAAUUUAGACUUUACUUUUACCUUAUUUGAACAAUUACUUCACUUUAAUAUUAACACUCAUUUGUCUCACUUGCCCGUAUAGAAUUUUUCAAGGGAGCUGGGGCAUGACUGUCUGUUGUUUUUGUUACAAAUAUAGCUGGGGAACUUCCCUGAAAAGAGUCACAUCUGCCCAUUAUAUCCUUAAGGGAUCAAAACUUGCCCAAGCGUAUCCUUGGGGCCUUACCUAGGACUGCUACUCUUUAGCGUGUCUCGUGCUGGUUGUAGGCCAGAAUAAUUUGAUUCACUAACAAAAUGUAAUUCUGAAGAUGACCACGCCAUAUGAUCUAAAUUUUUAUUUUCUCCACUAGCAUAUGUGACUUUUUAACGGGGAGUACCCCGUGAAAUGAAGUCUUCUUACGUUUAUCUUUAGUCUGUAUUUCACAUGCUUCGACAACCCUUUGUGAUUGAGCUAUCGUAUAUUGAGAUAAAGUAAGCGAUCAUACCUCGCAAAUCCAGUAAAUGGCGAGUGCAGGAAUGAUCUCUUGCUGAAGGGUCAACUUGCUUUUUUCUUUGCUUCUUGUGUUAAUGCUCAGUGGUAUUGUGGAUUUUCAAUAAAAGCUGGCUUAUUGCA
Molecule: messenger RNA, 1630 nt
Organism: Nematostella vectensis (starlet sea anemone)
Lineage: Eukaryota; Metazoa; Cnidaria; Anthozoa; Actiniaria; Edwardsiidae
Product: thioredoxin reductase-like selenoprotein T1b
Exons: 5
Biological process (GO): cell redox homeostasis
Cellular component (GO): endoplasmic reticulum membrane
Molecular function (GO): thioredoxin-disulfide reductase (NADPH) activity
Source: RefSeq, a predicted model, not a curated record